Messenger RNA from Euleptes europaea (tarantolino), 7627 nucleotides. It is a transcript of the gene ABCA2, whose product is annotated as ATP binding cassette subfamily A member 2. Gene Ontology annotation, molecular function: ATP binding; ATP hydrolysis activity; lipid carrier activity. The record is from RefSeq and is a predicted model, not a curated record. Gene Ontology annotation, biological process: lipid transport; transmembrane transport. NCBI's taxonomy places the organism in Eukaryota, Metazoa, Chordata, Lepidosauria, Squamata, Sphaerodactylidae. The transcript has 49 exons. Gene Ontology annotation, cellular component: membrane; intracellular membrane-bounded organelle. The coding region runs from base 30 to 7544 and encodes 2504 amino acids.
CAUGCCUUGCAACCGGUGAAGGAGCCAAGAUGGGGGUUUUGCACCAACUCUACCUCUUGCUGUGGAAGAAUGUGACCCUCAAGCGACGGAGUCCGUGGGUGCUUUCCUUCGAGAUCUUCAUCCCUUUGGUCCUCUUCUUCAUUUUGUUGGGGCUACGGCAGAAGAAACCCACCAUCCCUGUGAAGGAAGCUUACUACACAGCGGCUCCACUCACCUCGGCCGGGAUUUUGCCGGUGAUGCAGUCCUUAUGUCCUGAUGGACAACGAGAUGAGUUUGGGUUCUUGCAGUACUCCAACUCCAAGGUGACUCAGCUGCUGGAGCGGUUAAAUGAGGUGGUGGAAGAGAGUAACCUGUUUGAUCCGGAUCAUGCUGGGCUGGAAGAGGAGCUGGAGUCCUUGCGGCACCACCUGGAGUCUCUCAGCAGCAAUGAACCCAGUGCCAUGGAGACCCACUUCAGCAACCAGGCAGCACCUGGCUUCACGCUGGACUCCGUUGCCAAGGACAAACUUGAAUUCCACCGGUUUCUCACACGGAACCUUUCCCUGUCCAACGAGACAGCUGAGCUACUGACGGGGUCCAGCAUUAACCUUCAAGAGGUGUACCAGCUGUUCUUUGGCACCUCUGCCUCCUCUGCGGAUGGCUCUCAUGAGCCCUGGGACCGAUUUGGCACCGCUGAGAAACUGCUUCAGCUUGAGGAAAGCCUUCUGGGCAGCUUGCGGACAGUGGAGGAUGGGUUGGUGCGUCAGGCUUUGCGCUAUCCCCAGAGGGCCCCCCCCAAGAAGGCCCUAUUGCACCUCCUGUCCCAUGCCUUGGGCCUCACCAACCCCCCUGCAGAGCCCUCCACUUCCUACAGUCCUCAAGCCUUUGUGAAGGACAUGGAGAACAUCCUUUUCUUGCCUUCUGUGCUGGAGAGCCUCACUUGCAGGCAGAGCCAGGAUGAGCUCAAACACAUCUUGAUGGUCCCAGAAAGCCAACGCCCCCUCCUGCGAGCAUACCAAGUUGCUGUCUGCAACAAGACUGCCGGCCUGCGUAAGGACUACUUCAGCCAGCUAGCCACCGAGCUGAAGGAACAGCUAGAUGCUCGUAAGGUCAUCAGUCAGCUGAAGCUUGAUGAAGUGAACGGCACAGCUGCUCGGCGUCACCUCCACGCUCUGCUGGAAGACCUGAUGGAGAUGGAGAAGGUCCUGAAGGACGUGGACAUCCUCUCAGCACUGGCCAAGCUGCUUCCCAAGGGAGCAUGCUCCACCAAAGUUCCUCCCACUGCCUCGAACGGCACUGGCUCUGGAGGGAAUGUCACCUCCAGCACAAAUUCCAGUGCUGAGGAGGGUAAAAGCGAGAUUGACCCGCCUACCGAGAACCCCCAAGGGCAGUGCUCGGCCUUUGUCCAGCUGUGGGCAGGGUUGCAGCCCAUCCUUUGCGGCAACAACCGGACUAUUGAGCCAGAGGCCCUGAAGCAGGGGAACAUGAGCUCGUUGGGGUUCACCAGCAAAGAGCAGCGGAACUUAGGUCUUCUUGUUCACCUCAUGACAAGCAAUCCCAAGAUCCUCUAUGCUCCAGUCGGUACCGAGGUGGAUAAAGUCAUCCUGAAGGCAAAUGAGACCUUUGCCUUUGUUGGGAAUGUUACUCGCUAUGCCCAGGUCUGGCUGAACAUCUCGACUGAGAUCCGCAGCUUCAUGGAGGAGGGCAGAUUGCAGCAGCGGAUCAGCCGGUUGCAGCAGAUUGCUGCAAAUCUCAGCAAACAUCCUGAAAUCCUGAAUGUUUCAGACAGUGACCUGCUCCAAAGCUUCUUGGACAGCAACUUUUCAUUGCCCAACACGAGUGCUCUUGUGCAGCAGCUGGACACCAUUGAUAAUGCUGCUUGUGGCUGGAUCCAAUUCAUGUCCAAGGUCAGCGUGGAUAUUUUCAAGGGCUUCCCAGAUGAGGAGAGUAUUGUCAACUACACGCUGAACCAAGCCUAUCAAGACAACGUCACGGUGUUUGCCAGUGUGAUCUUCCAAACCAACAAAGAUGGUACCCUCCCUCCCCACGUCAUGUACAAGAUCCGGCAAAAUUCUAGUUUUACAGAAAAGACCAAUGAAAUCCGCAGGGCUUACUGGAGGCCAGGCCCAAACACCGGGGGGCGUUUCUACUUCCUCUAUGGAUUUGUCUGGAUCCAGGAUAUGAUGGAGCGAGCCAUCAUCAACACCUUUGUAGGACAUGAUGUGGUGGAACCUGGCAACUAUGUGCAGAUGUUUCCAUAUCCAUGCUACACCCGGGAUGACUUCCUGUUUGUCAUUGAGCACAUGAUGCCCCUCUGCAUGGUCAUUUCUUGGGUCUAUUCGGUGGCAAUGAUGAUCCAGCACAUUGUGGCAGAGAAGGAGCACCGCUUGAAAGAGGUGAUGAAAAUGAUGGGGCUCAAUAAUGCCGUGCACUGGGUAGCCUGGUUCAUCACGGGUUUUGUCCAGCUCUCCAUCUCGGUCACGGCGCUCACUGCCAUCCUCAAGUACGGAAAGGUCCUUAUGCACAGCGAUGUCUUCAUCAUUUGGCUCUUCCUUGCUAUCUAUGCAGUGGCCACCAUCAUGUUUUGUUUCCUGGUGUCUGUGCUAUAUUCCAAGGCCAAGCUGGCCUCUGCCUGUGGAGGCAUCAUCUACUUCCUCAGCUACGUCCCUUACAUGUAUGUUGCCAUCCGGGAGGAAGUGGCCCAUGACAAGAUCACAGCCUUCGAGAAGUGCAUUGCUUCCCUCAUGUCCACCACAGCCUUUGGACUGGGCUCCAAGUACUUUGCCCUGUAUGAGGUGGCAGGCGUGGGCAUUCAGUGGCACACCUUCAGCCAGUCGCCUGUGGAAGGGGAUGACUUCAACCUGCUCCUAUCGAUGAUGAUGUUGAUUAUCGAUGCUGCGGUCUAUGGGAUACUGACGUGGUACAUUGAGGCUGUGCAUCCGGGAAUGUAUGGUCUUCCCCGGCCCUGGUACUUCCCGUUCCAGAAAUCCUACUGGCUGGGGAACGGGCGCACAGAGGCCUGGGAGUGGACUUGGCCGUGGUCGCGUACCACCCGCUUGAGUAUCAUGGAGGAAGAUCAAGCUUGUGCCAUGGAGAACAGGAGGCUGGAGGAGACUCGUGGCAUUGAGGAGGAGCCAACCCACCUUCCACUGGUGGUUUGUGUGGACAAACUGACCAAAAUCUACAAGACAGACAAAAAACUGGCCCUGAACAAGCUGAGCCUCAACCUGUAUGAGAACCAGGUGGUGUCAUUCCUGGGCCAUAACGGAGCUGGCAAGACUACAACCAUGUCCAUCCUGACAGGACUCUUCCCACCGACAUCCGGCUCUGCUACCAUUUAUGGCCACGACAUCCGGACAGAGAUGGAUGAGAUCCGCAAGAACCUGGGCAUGUGCCCCCAACAUAAUGUCCUUUUUGACAAGCUGACUGUGGAGGAGCACCUGUGGUUCUACUCGCAGCUGAAGGGCAUGGCGGAAGAGGAGAUACGCAAGGAGAUGGAUAAGAUGAUUGAGGAUCUGGAGCUGACCCACAAGUGCCACUCGCUGGUGCAGACGCUUUCAGGUGGGAUGAAGCGGAAGCUGUCGGUGGCCAUCGCCUUUGUUGGGGGAUCGCGGGCAGUCAUCCUGGACGAACCCACGGCUGGCGUGGACCCUUAUGCAAGGAGAGCGAUUUGGGAUCUCAUCCUCAAAUACAAACAAGGAAGGACCAUCCUACUCUCUACGCACCACAUGGAUGAGGCUGACCUCCUCGGUGACCGCAUUGCUAUCAUCUCGCAUGGGAAGCUGAAGUGCUGUGGCUCACCCCUCUUCCUGAAGAGCACUUACGGUGACGGCUACAAACUGACUGUGGUCAAGAAGCAGUCUGACUCCCGGACCAACACAGACGCUGGGCAGACUCAUAGCCCCCCAACCCACUCCUCCGUUAGCCCCUGCUCCGAAGUACGGGUCACGCAGUUCAUCAAGAAAUAUGUGACUUCCUGCCUUCUCAUCUCUGACACCAACACAGAACUGUCCUACAUUCUACCCAGCGAUGCUGUCAAGAAGGGCUGCUUUGAGAGGCUCUUUCAGCACUUGGAACACAACUUGGAUGACCUGGACCUGACUAGUUUUGGGCUGAUGGAUACCACUCUGGAGGAAGUCUUCCUUAAAGUCUCAGAGGAAGAUCAGUCGCUGGAGAACAGUGAUGUGGAUGUGAAAGAGUCCAAGAAAGAUGCUCUUCUGCUGCCUGUCCCCCAGCUGGGCCCAAAGCCUGAGGCCAAUGGGGAGCCUCAUCCGGCUGCAGAAAUGCUUGAGAAGCCAGAGAUGGACCUCGGCAACCUACUGGCCUCCUCCCAGCUGGCCCAGUCUCAGACGUCGCUGUGCUCCACUUCCUCGGCGGGCUCCAUCCGGGGCGAUGAAGGUGGGGCUUAUUCGGAGUUCUAUGGGGAUUACUCUCCGUUGUUUGAUAACCCGCAAGACCCUGAUAACGUCAGUUUGCAAGAGGCCGACCUGGAGGAGCCUGUGCUGCUGACAGGGCAAGGGAGCUUCAAGCUGGAGGGCUCCUGGCUCAAGUUGCGCCAGUUCCACGGGCUGAUCGUCAAGCGCUUCCACUGUGCCAAGCGCAACACCAAAGCCCUUUUCUCCCAGAUCCUUCUGCCUGCCUUUUUUGUCUGCGUGGCUAUGACAGUGGCCCUUUCUGUACCUGAGAUAGGAGACCUGCCUCCCCUUGUCCUCUCACCAUCACAGUAUCACAACUACACCCAGCCCAAAGGCAACUUCAUCCCAUAUGCCAAUGAAGAGCGGCACGAAUACCGGCUAAAGCUCUCACCCGAUGCCAGCCCCCAACAGAUGGUUGCGACUUUUCACCUGCCCUCAGGGGUGGGUGCCACCUGCGUGCUUAAGACAGCUUUCAACAGCACCUUAGACCAGCUGGUCCAGACGCUGAACCUCAACAGCAACGAGUCAAAGAUGCUGGCGGCCAAGUACUUUGACGCAAUGUGUGUGGACUCCUUCACCCAGGGCCUGCCCCUCUCCAACUUCGUGCCACCGCCCCCAUCCCCGGCUCCCUCUGACUACCCUUUCUCUCUGGACGAGGACUUGCUGAGGGCUUGGAACUCCACCACCUAUCCCUCCACCAUCAAAGAGGCGGUCACUUCUGCUCCAUCCUUGCCCCGCAUCGUCCACGAACCGGUGAAGUGUACUUGCUCUAUGCAAGGCACUGGCUUCUCCUGCCCAAGUGGGGUUGGGGGCCACCCACCACAGAUGAAAGUGGUGACGGGAGACAUCUUGGUGGACAUCACAGGGCGUAACGUCUCUGAGUACUUGCUCUAUACAUCAGACCGCUUCCGGCUGCACAGGUAUGGUGCAAUGACCUUUGGCAAUAUCCAGAAGUCCAUUCCAGCUUCCUUUGGGGCCAAAGCUCCUCCCAUGGUGCGGAAAAUUGCCGUCCGGCGAACGGCCCAGGUUUACUACAACAACAAGGGGUACCACAGUAUGCCUACCUACCUCAACACCCUCAACAAUGCCAUCCUUCGCGCCAACCUGCCCAAAAGCAGGGGGAAUCCGGCUGCCUAUGGUAUCACCCUGACCAACCACCCGAUGAACAAGACUAGUGCCAGUCUCUCUUUGGAUUACCUCCUCCAGGGCACUGACGUGGUCAUUGCUAUCUUCAUCAUCGUGGCCAUGUCCUUUGUGCCGGCUAGCUUCGUGGUCUUCUUGGUGGCAGAAAAGUCCACCAAAGCCAAGCACCUCCAGUUUGUGAGCGGCUGCAACCCAGUUAUCUACUGGCUGGCCAAUUACGUCUGGGACAUGUUGAACUACCUGGUGCCAGCUACUUGUUGCAUCAUCAUCCUCUUUGUGUUUGACCUGCCAGCGUAUACCUCUCCAACCAACUUUCCAGCCGUGCUCUCUCUCUUCCUGCUUUAUGGCUGGUCCAUUACGCCCAUCAUGUACCCGGCUUCCUUCUGGUUUGAAGUGCCCAGCUCAGCUUAUGUCUUCCUGAUCGUCAUAAACUUGUUCAUCGGCAUCACUGCCACUGUGGCUACCUUCUUGCUGCAGCUUUUUGAGCACGACAAGGACCUAAAGGUGGUGAAUAGUUACCUAAAAAGCUGCUUCCUGAUCUUUCCCAAUUAUAACCUGGGCCACGGGCUGAUGGAGAUGGCCUACAAUGAGUACAUCAACGAAUACUAUGCCAAGAUCGGACAGUUUGACAAGAUGAAGUCACCCUUUGAAUGGGACAUUGUCACGCGAGGCUUGGUUGCCAUGACGAUUGAAGGCUUUGUGGGCUUUUUCAUUACGAUCAUGUGCCAGUAUAAUUUCUUCCGGAAACCACAGCGUCUUCCUGUGUCCACCAAGCCUGUCGAGGAUGACGUGGAUGUUGCAAAUGAGCGGCAUCGUGUGUUGCGUGGAGAUGCUGACAAUGACAUGCUCAAGAUUGAGAACCUUACUAAGGUGUACAAAUCCCGCAAAAUUGGGCGCAUACUUGCUGUGGACCGCCUGUGUGUGGGCGUCAGACCAGGGGAAUGCUUUGGCCUGCUGGGCGUCAACGGAGCUGGGAAGACAACCACCUUCAAGAUGCUGACAGGGGAUGAGAGCACAACCGGUGGGGAAGCCUUUGUCAAUGGGCACAGCAUCUUGAAGGAGCUUCUCCAGGUGCAACAGAGCUUGGGCUACUGUCCACAGUUUGACGCGCUUUUUGAUGAGUUGACUGCCCAAGAGCACCUGGAGCUGUAUACCCGGCUGCGAGGCAUCCCCUGGAAGGAUGAGGAACGGGUGGUGAAAUGGGCACUGAAGAAGCUAGAACUAACCAAAUAUGCAAACAAACCUGCUAGCACCUACAGCGGUGGCAACAAGAGAAAGCUGUCCACAGCCAUUGCCCUCAUUGGCUAUCCAGCCUUCAUUUUCUUGGACGAGCCAACUACUGGUAUGGACCCCAAAGCGAGGCGUUUUCUGUGGAACCUCAUCUUGGACAUCAUCAAAACUGGCCGUUCAGUGGUGCUGACAUCGCACAGCAUGGAAGAAUGUGAGGCCCUCUGCACUCGUCUGGCGAUAAUGGUGAACGGACGCCUGAAAUGUCUUGGCAGCAUCCAGCACCUGAAAAACAGGUUUGGGGAUGGAUACAUGAUCACAGUGCGGACCAAAUCCAGCCUGAACGUCAAGGAGGUGGUGCGAUUCUUCAACAGGAACUUCCCAGAGGCUAUCCUCAAGGAAAGGCAUCACACAAAGGUACAGUACCAGCUCAAGUCCGAGCAGAUCUCCCUAGCCCAAGUGUUCAGCAAGAUGGAGCAGGUGGUGGAGGUCCUGGGCAUUGAAGAUUAUUCCGUCAGCCAAACCACGCUGGACAACGUGUUUGUGAACUUUGCCAAGAAGCAGAGCGAUAACCUGGAACAGCAGGAGACCAGCCCGGCCUGUUCUGUGGAGUCUCCGUUGCAACGCUUGCUGAACCUCUUGCGCCCCCGGGCUGCCCCGACUGAACUACGGGCCCUAGUGGUGGAGGAGCCCGAGGACCUGGAAACGGACGAUGAGGGACUGAUCAGCUUUGAGGAAGAGCGGGCUCAGCUCUCCUUCAAUACCGACACACUUUGCUGAAAAAUGGAGGGGGACACAGCCCCCCUCCCGGCUUUAAACCACAGACUCCCUCCCACCUGGCACCCACUUUCCCGGCCCCUCGC